CACGAACAACAAUAUGAAGCAGAAGCUCGCGAAAGCGAACAACAACAGCCUGGUCCCGAAUAACGGAAUGAACAACCACCGUGCGACCAACCACAUUACCAGUUCCUCGACGAUCAAGGACAACACCAAGAUCCUGUCCCGGCUGAACGACACCAGGCUGCAGAAGUACCCGAAGAGCUUCAACCUGUCGAAAUCCCUGAAGGACCAGCCGUUGCUAUUGACCCCCGCCAAGAAAAGGUCCUCGCUGGAUCGCCCGGUCCGCGUUUACGACUCCUUCUCCCAGCCGUCGAAGCUGGUGCCCGUGAACUACGCGGCGUUCCAGGGCCCCCAGAGGAGGGAGAUCGGCGAGUCGACGACCUGCGUGAAGAACGUGCAAGAGGAGACCAGCUGGUCGAUCAGGCUGAGAAAGAGGAAGAAGUUGAUAAGGCUGAUGAAGCAGCAGCAGCAGAACAGAUCCGUCUACGAGGACACCGACAGGCUGCUGCGCGUAUUCAGCGUUAACAAUGUGGACCAAGAUAAUAGGUACAACGUUUCACGGUGUUCUGUCAUGUAAAGACUAUGUAGAGACGGUCACUGGGAAUCGCCUGGCCGAUGCUCGUUCGAGGCAGGGCCGAGAAUCGGAGCCGGCGAACUCUGGGGUCGCGUCCCGAUCCGCUUCGAACGCUUUCCGAAAUUGGUCGGCGCGCGAGCAAACCCGCUUCCGCGGAAAUAUUUACACAAACGGACUGUCCUGAGUCCCCUCGAUUAUAAUGGUAGCCUUGGAACGUACCCGGUUAAUCGUGUCUUUCAAAAACGAUGUACUUCCGCUGCUAGCCGAUCCAGCAACUACGGACGCUGCUUGCUGACGGUCCAGGCUCCGAAACUAGCGGAUAAGAGCGCACGGGAACCAAAUUGUAUUCAAUGCUUUUCCAAGAUCCUCGGACGACGUUUGAGGCGAUUCGGGACGACCGCGGAGUCGGUUCGACUCGAGCGACCACGAAAACGCGCAGAGAACGCGCGGGCUAGGUUUCAAUAUAGUUGACGGUAUAUCGGCUGGCGCAGGACUGCGAGGCGAACCUGGAAGAGAAUAUCGCGCGACUUGUGUUCUCUUUUUAUACUUAAGAACAUUCGAUGCGAAGGGGAGCUUUCUCGCGCCGCAGAAGGAUCCUGGGACCUCCGAGAAGAUGAAGAGUCGUCGCGUCAACUGAAUUGACAGCCCCGCGUCUCGACGACGGUUCUUGCACUUUCCGUGCCGUUGAAUUCUCUUCCAUGCUGCUCUUCGUGGAAUUCCAACAUGUCCGAACGCGUCAUGGCGGAGAAAGUGCAAAGGAAACUGGCAUCGCUCGCUCCGGCACGAAUUCGAAGCCCUCGCUAUCGAGCAUCAAUUUAAAAAAAAAGAAACAAAUCGAAUGGCAGUUUCCCUGUUGAAAGAAACUACAAGAAAAAAAAAGAAACAAAACGCGCGUCCCAUUUUGCGGGAAGCGUGCUCCACUAAACAGUAAGGAAGUUCUUCGUUCAAUGUGACUCGAGUCUCACUGCUGUCGCUUGUUGUGUUUGACAAAAUUCGCCGCUGGGAACAGAGGCGAUGGAUGUUUGUAUCGUUUUUAAGGUUUAGAGAGCUAAACGACCGUGGCUGGAGAGUAUUUAUGAUACGAUAACGACGGGGAAAAACGAAACGAAGGGAACGCAAUUUUUUGGUAUUAAAUCGUUGUUGAAAAAUGAGCCGGCAAAUAAUCGGAGUAUUUAUCUCGGUGUAAGAGAGAAUGGAUAUAUUUGAUGUUCGCGAGCCCUGCGCGGAACAGGGAUUAUUCGUCGAUGUUCGUCUGUUUAUUUUUACUCGCUUGCGCAAAACAACAAAGAACAAAAAAAAGAAACACGCAGCCGUUGUGUUCGGUCUUUCGAAAAUCGUUCAGUUGACAGAGCAACGUUGUUUCGUUGUCGUCCAUUUUACGUUUGUAAACGAUGCGCGAGGAAGACGCGGAGAACUUUGAAUUUUCGUCUUUUGAAACUUUUGUUACCAUGGCUCGUAUGCGGCUAACGAUCGUUACUAAUAAUUAAGAGAACUUAAGGAUCAAAUAAGAAAUCGAAACAUAACGCAAGGACAAAA
Molecule: messenger RNA, 2086 nt
Organism: Megalopta genalis
Lineage: Eukaryota; Metazoa; Arthropoda; Insecta; Hymenoptera; Halictidae
Source: RefSeq, a predicted model, not a curated record